AUUAUGGUCUCUUUAAUUACAAUUUACUCAUUUAUUUUAUAUAAAAGCUUCCAUACGUUCUCCAUUUAUAUAUCACUCAGACAAUAAGUCUAAAGCCAUCAAAUCCAUAAACUCUUUGUUUUAAAUUUGAGCUUCAUCAAUGGCAAAUCAAGCAGCUGUUGCAGCAUUCUUCCUCUUCGUUUUGGCUGUCUUCUCCAACUUCGAGCUAUCAGCUUCAACCCUUGUCACUGGCAAGGUCUCUUGCCUUGACUGCCACCGUGAUUUCGACUUCUCAGGCGUUAAGGUUCUCCUUCAGUGCGACGGGGAGAAGAAACCGGUAACCACUUUGGCAGCUUCAGACGGAUCUUUCAGGUCAGUGGUUCAGACUGCUGACAAGAAGCAAGAAAUAAAAUGUCUUGCAAAGCUCUUGGGGGGUCCUGAGCAACUAUAUGCACACAAACACAACAUGGUCUCUGAACUGGUUAAGUCCAAACACGAUACCAUGGUUCUUACAACCUCAAACCCACUUUCCUUCACUCUCUCAUGCCCUAAACCAACUGGAGAUAAUGUCGGAAACAUGAUCGGAAAUUCGAAGACUGUUAAUUUUCCGGGGACAGGAGGUUUUGGAUUCCCACCUGCUAGCUUCUUUCCCUUCUUACCAAUUAUUGGCAUCCCAUGAUUUAGUAAAAUGUGAUUUAUAAAACUUGAAGGUGUAUUUAUUCAUAUGUUUUGUUGUUUAUGUGAUGAAUCUAAGACGAAUUAAAGAGAGCCAAGACAAAAAAAAUUAUAGCAAAGUAUAAAGUUUUAUUUUGUUAUGCGAGAUGUAAGGUUUGUUUAUGUAAUAAGAAAAUGUUGUUUAUUGGCUU
This is a messenger RNA of Brassica napus (rape), 845 nucleotides long. RefSeq lists its product as uncharacterized. Bases 140 to 658 code for a protein of 172 amino acids. Lineage: Eukaryota; Viridiplantae; Streptophyta; Magnoliopsida; Brassicales; Brassicaceae. The transcript has 2 exons. The record is from RefSeq and is a predicted model, not a curated record.